Olea europaea var. sylvestris is the source of this 3726-nucleotide messenger RNA. Its product is annotated as receptor like protein 42-like. The transcript has a single exon. Bases 186 to 3614 code for a protein of 1142 amino acids. The record is from RefSeq and is a predicted model, not a curated record. Gene Ontology annotation, molecular function: protein binding. NCBI's taxonomy places the organism in Eukaryota, Viridiplantae, Streptophyta, Magnoliopsida, Lamiales, Oleaceae.
AUAGAGAGAGUGAAGUCAGGAUUUGUAUGAAUAAUAAAGCCGGGCCGACAUUAAACGCGUAGAAGACAACCUGUACGAGGCGUUUAAUAAGCUGCAACAAUGGGUUCCCAGUUUCCACUUUGAAUUUUCUCCUCUCUCUCAAACACACAUUAAACCUUAUUGUUGAUGGGUGUUCUUGACAACAAAUGAGCAAUCUAUCGUUUUCAUGGAUUUUCUUGAUAUCCCUUUUCCAAAUCUUAUCAGGCACAAAUACUGUAUUGGUUUUUGGUCAAUGCCUUGAUGAUCAACGGUCAUUAUUGAAUCAAUUCAAGAACAGCAUCAUCUUCGACAAGACAAUUUCUGUCAAACUGUUGACCUGGAAUCAGUCUGAGAAUUGUUGCAGCUGGAAGGGGAUUGCCUGCGAUAGUUCGGGGCAUGUGAUCAGUUUGGAACUGGAUAACGAAGCGAUUUCUGGUGGAAUUGAGAAUUUGACUAGUCUUCUUGAUUUUCAGUACCUAGAGAAGUUGAAUCUGGCUUACAACAGAUUCAACAACAUUCAGAUACCAAAGGGGAUUUAUAAUCUUACGAAUUUGACAUACUUGAACUUAUCAAAUGCAGGUUUUCUUGGACAGAUUCCAUUUGAGAUUUCGAGGAUGACAAGGUUGGUUUCUCUUGAUCUCUCAACUCUUUUCCCCGGAAUGCAGCCUCUGAAACUUGAGAAUCCAAAUCUGAAAAAGUUUGUUCAGAACCUUAAAGAGCUUCGAGAACUCUAUCUAGAUGGCGUUAGUAUUUCAGCUCCCGGGAGUGAAUGGUGCCAGGCCUUGUCUUCGUCUUUACCAAAUCUAAGCAAUUUGAGCCUGUCUAAUUGUCUUCUUUCAGGUCCGCUAGAUUCUUCCUUAUCACAGCUUCAAAAUCUUUCAUUUCUCCGCCUUGACAUGAACAAUCUGUCCACGACAAUUCCAGACUCCUUCGCAAAUUUCUUGAAACUGACAACCUUGAGCAUGAGCUCUUGUUCUCUGCAAGGAUUCUUUCCCGACAAAAUCUUCCAGUUACCCACUUUAAAGAAUCUGGAAUUGUCCAAUAAUAAGUUGCUCAAUGGCAAUUGGCCGCAAUUUCCCAGGGAUGGAUCUCUUAGAAAAAUCAUUCUUAGCCACACCAACUUUUCAGGUUCAUUGCCUGAUUCCAUUGGUAACCUUGGCAUGUUGUCGUGGAUUGAUCUGACGAAUUGCAAUUUCAGUGGACUACUUCCACCCACGAUAACAAAUCUCACCGAAGUAGUUUAUUUGGACUUCUCGUGGAAUAAACUCACUGGUUUACUCCCACUUUUCAAUAUGUCCAAGAAACUUACCCAUAUAGACCUCUCCCGUAAUGAUCUAAUCGGUUCACUUUCUUCAAUGCAUUUUGAGGGACUUAAUGAUCUUGUGUAUAUGGACUUAGGGUAUAAUUCACUCAAUGGGAGCAUCCCCCCUGCUCUGUUUGCGCUCCCGUCACUGCAGAAACUCAAAUUGUCUAACAAUCAAUUUGGUGGCCAAGUCAAUGAAGCUUCGAAUGCGUCCUCGUCCCAAUUGGAUACACUCGAUUUGAGUAGUAAUCUCCUAGAAGGGCCUAUUCCCAAAUUUUUCUUUGAACUUCAAAAGCUUAAUGUUCUCUCACUUUCCUCCAACUUCUUUAACGGCACUGUACAGAUGGAAAAUAUCCAUAACCUCCAAAACCUCACGACACUUGAGCUUUCUCACAAUCGCUUGACUAUCAAUGCAAGCAACAGUUCUUUUAGCCCAUAUCCAUUUCCACAGAUAACCAGAUUAAGCUUAGCUUCCUGCAAUCUAAAAAGUUUUCCUGACGUGAGGAACCUAUCCAAACUGUCCUUUUUAGACCUUUCAAACAACCAAAUUAAAGGGGAAAUACCUAAUUGGAUCUGGGAAGCCGGAAAUGGAAGUCUUAGUCAUUUAAAUCUUUCUUACAAUUUCUUACAAGAUCUGCAAAAGCCUUACAACAUUUCAAGUCUUAAUGUUUUAGACAUUCAUAGCAACCAGCUCCAGGGCGAUCUGCCAAUCCCUCCAUCAUCAGCUAUCUAUAUAGAUUUCUCAAGCAAUUAUUUCAAUCACGGUAUUCCAGCUCAUAUUGGCAACAGUGUUUCGUUUGCUUCUUUCUUCUCUCUUUCAAAUAAUAGUUUAAUGGGAGCUAUACCUGAAUCCAUAUGCAAUGCCAGUUACCUUCUAGUUCUAGAUUUGUCUAACAAUUAUUUGAGCGGUAAAAUCCCGAACUGUCUACUAUCAAGUCAGACUCUUGGCGUACUGAAUCUAGGAAGAAACAAUCUCAGCAGAACCAUUCCUGAUGCAUUUUCUCCCAGCUGUGAUCUAAGAACUCUAGACCUCAGUGGGAACAGUUUUACAGGGGAGAUUCCAGGAUCUCUGGCCAAUUGCAAAUUGUUAGAAGUUUUAAAUGUUGGAAACAACAAAGUUGAUGGAAUCUUCCCUUGCGUGUUGAAAAAUUCAUCCAGCUUGCGUGUGUUAGUUCUGCGAUCCAACAGAUUUUACGGAGAACUUCAAUGUCCUGGGGCCAAUAACAGCUGGCCAAAUCUUCAAAUCAUUGAUAUAGCUUUUAACAAUUUCAGUGGAUCUCUCUCCCCAGGAUGCUUCUUAAGUUGGAGAGGAAUGGAGCUUGACAAUGAAUCCCAAUUUGAGCACAACCACCUGAAAUUUAAUUUUCUGAAUCUGAGCAACUUCUAUUAUCAGGACACCGUGACAGUAACCAUUAAAGGGUUAGAAAUGGAGCUUGUGAAAAUUCUAACAGUUUUUACAUCCAUUGAUUUCUCAUGCAAUAAUUUCGAAGGGGAGAUACCAGAAACUGUUGGGAAUCUAAGUUCUCUUUACAUUCUGAACUUAUCACAUAAUGCUCUCACGGGACAUAUCCCAAAAUCAAUUGGUAAUUUGGCACAGCUUGGAUCGCUAGACCUCUCAAUGAACCAGCUAACUGGAGAGAUACCAGAAGAGCUCACAAGUCUAACAUUCCUAUCAUUCUUGAAUCUGUCCUAUAAUAGGUUGUUUGGUAAGAUCCCGACAGGUUCUCAAUUUCAAACAUUUACACCGGCCUCCUAUGAAGGAAAUAUGGGGCUAUGCGGGUUUCCAUUGCAAACAAGCUGCGAAGAAAACACAUCUACACCAAAGUCAGGACCUAUCUCUACAAGUUUAGAUUUUGAUUGGCAGUUCAUAUUCACUGGCUUGGGAUUCGGGUUUGGAGCAGCACUGGUCAUUGCACCUCUUGCAUUCGUCAAGAAAUGGAGGAAGCAAUGCAACGAGCAUCUGGAAAAACUUAUAAAGCUGAUUUUUCCAAGGUAUGGAUUCAGUUAUGUUAGAUUUGAUGGUAAGGCUGAGGCUGCAGCCAAAAUUGUAGAUGAGACAACCGAAGAUGAGGAGGAUAAAGAGGACGAAAAUGAAGAUGAAAUAGAAGAUGACACGUUCUGCGGUAGGUAUUGUGUGUUUUGCACAAAAAUUGACAUUCAAAGAAAAAAAGCCGUGCACAAUCCAAAAUGCACAUGCCAUUAUUCACCUCCCACGUUCUAUUCUUCACCUACAUCUUUUUCUUCUUCUCCUUUGUUAAUCUCAUAUCGCCAAAAUGUUUUGAGCCCAUCUUGAUUUUUGUAUAGAUACACAGGCAAACAUUAAAGUGAAUAUGGGUUGACAAAAAAAAAACGUGUUCUUUAUGUUAACUAGAUUCUUGUUGAAAUAUACAUAUUCUUUCAGCAAA